This is a messenger RNA of Cicer arietinum (chickpea), 1899 nucleotides long. RefSeq lists its product as uncharacterized. Gene Ontology annotation, molecular function: catalytic activity. Lineage: Eukaryota; Viridiplantae; Streptophyta; Magnoliopsida; Fabales; Fabaceae. The record is from RefSeq and is a predicted model, not a curated record.
CUCUUUACUCUGAAUGUCAUGCACAAAAUGACAAAUAGUGUUAGAGAGAGCGAUGAAUUAGAGAGAAUGCUAAAUUCGCAUAGCAACAUCCUAUCCCUAUAUAGAAAAAGGGAUACAAUAUAUUUCCAAUCGUAUAUUCCAAUAAUAUCCCUUUUUAGAUAAUUUGGACUCUUAGGUCAAAAUGCACAUUGUUUAUAAACAAACACAAGUCAACCAAAAGAAAUGAUAUGGAGUAACACGUAUCUAUGCGUUAAUUUGCUUUUUACUAUUAUAUCUGAGCAAUCAUGAGAUACAGUGUGAUAAUUGGUCUGUUAACGCUGUUGAGUUUAAACAACCUUUGUGAGUCAUCACACUGCAAAGCAUGGCUAGUUCAAUCCAUUCCUACCGACAUGCCACACCUCUCCCACGUCCCUGGAGUCCUCUCAACGGGGGAUGUGCUCCGGUGGCUGGCUGCAAACUCGACUCGUAGACUCGAUGUAAUUGCUCAGUACUGGCAACUACUAGCUUCCCCUGAUGAUCCUCGCUCUGGGGAUUAUGGUUACACAGAAAGUCAGAUGCGUAAAUUUGGUGCACGUCAAGGUGCUGAUGUUUAUCAAGCAUUGGAUCAUGCUGCUGACCGUAAUGUUAGUAUUAGGUUACUGUCUCACUCUGGGGUUUAUCCAACAUUUACAUUAGAACCAUCCAAACUUGCUUUUGGAAGGCCAAAUGUUAAGAAUUUGACAUUGCUACUGAAGGAUUGGUGGGGCUCUGGCAUUGUCCAUGCCAAAGUUUGGAUAUCUGAUAAUAGGGAUGUGUAUAUUGGAUCUGCAAACAAUGACUGGAAAUCUCUUACACAGGUCAAGGAAGUUGGAAUUUAUCUUACUGGUUGUCCUAAAAUAGCUAAAAAGGUUGAGGUCUACUUCAACAAUUUAUGGACACUCGCAUCUCUCAAUUCUUCAGCUUACACAAAAACAGUGAUGGAUCAACAGUGGCAAGUUGAGAGAAAGGUUCCUUGUUGGUCACAUUUCAUCAAACCUAGAGAUAGAUGCAAGUCACCUCUGCCUCAAUAUGUGGAGACACAUCAUGUUGCAGGAUAUCCUAUUCUGUCUGAUCCUUACAUGUUUGAAGUAUCAAUUCAAACCCCUGGGAGUAACUAUUCAACAAAACUUCCCCAAGCCAGCUAUCUCUCAUUUGCUCCUCCAGAGCUAUCAUUUGGAAGAUAUCAGGGUGAUGAACAGGCAUGGAUUGAUACAAUAAAAUCUGUUGGAACAAGAGAGACAGUUAGAAUCAAUACCAUGGACUGGUUAGGUCAGUCACAAUAUACAGAUCAAACAAUUUACUGGUCGUCCCUAUCCUCUGCUAUAUCAGAGGUUGUAUUUUCCAAGCAUGCAACAGUGAAGAUAUUGGUGUCAUAUUGGGCACACUUCAUCAAUAGCACAGAUGAGUACCUAAAGUAUCUCCACUACACAAACACUCUAUGCUCUUCCUCCAAAUACAACAAAUGCUCUGGUAAAAUUGAGAUAAAAUAUUAUGUAGUACCAAGUUUCAACAAGACAGGACCUGCAAUUGAGGGUGGAAAUAGUACAGGAAAUAUAUACCCUGAUUUUACAAGAGUCAAUCAUGGAAAAUAUGCAGUUAGCAAUGUAAGGGCUCAUGUUGGGACAAGCAACCUUGUAUGGGACUAUUUCUAUGUUACAGCAGGUGUCAGCUUUGGGACAUACAACACUGCCAUUGUAACUCAACUUAGGGAAAUUUUUGAUGCUGAUUGGAACUCACCCUAUGCUGUUCCAAUUCAAGAGCUGCAGAGAGAGACAUACAUGUUUAAUGAUCAAUGAUAAAAUAGUCUAUAUUUAUAGUCUAUUUUUCAAUGAUCAACAUAAAAAAAAAUAAAAAAUAAAAAACUAAAUAAAUUGAAUUUAA